Molecule: messenger RNA, 665 nt
Organism: Neurospora tetraspora
Lineage: Eukaryota; Fungi; Ascomycota; Sordariomycetes; Sordariales; Sordariaceae
Exons: 1
Coding region: 173-406 (77 amino acids)
Source: RefSeq, a predicted model, not a curated record
ACACUGUGCCAGAUGCGGUUCUCUGCGUGUAUAAUCCGGUUCCAUGGGUUUCAGGGAGCGACGCUAUGUCUGAAGGUGAUGCUCUGGCCGAGCCAAUUUUCCUCGGUUUUGAUAAAGCAAAUGCAAAUUUCCUGAUAGUGGGUGGGCUCGUGGGAUGUCUUGAGUUUUUAUCAUGGUCUGUCUCUUUCUGAACACAAGUUGGGGUCGUUCUGUCAUACCUGAAUCAGUUCAGCUAUCGUAUCGUCGAUGCUACAGAGGUCAGAGGCAGAGAGAGGUAGGUCUCAAGACAGAUCUUGCACCACCUCGCCAUUGGUCACAGAGACUCCCGAAGAGACACAAGAUCACGGAACAGCGACCAGCAGGUUGGGAACGCGGCGAAGACACUCACACUUUGAUGAGCCCUUGAAAGAGUUGAAGAGUCCCUUGAAGCAAUCUGAUUGGUCCAGAGCCUGCCCCUCGAACGUGAAGCGGGGCUUUUGGACGUUGGAUGCCGAGUGGCCGCCAAAGCGAGCCCAUCUUCCCUCACUGCAUGCUUAAGGCCCUGAUCGGCUGGAUGUGCUUGCAUCGAGCAUACAGAUAUUUCAGUACAAUCUGGUGCCCUGUAGCCAAGCGAGCUAGUAGUUGUACUGCUUUUUAGGGGGUAUUUGAAUUGGAGUCGACUGGGG